AACCGUCAGUGUAGGAAAUACCCAAAGUACCCCUCUCAGCACCUUCUUUCUCUGCAAAACACAAAGAGUUACAGUAGAAUUUCUGAAAAAUUAUUUGACAUGCUUCUGUACACGUCGCCUCUCUUUCCACUGCUCUAUUCAAUGUGAUGGCGUGUUUUAUCAACUCACCCCUAUAUAUUAACUACAUUUACUACUUUGCCACUCAUCUCCUUAUCCCAAGAACAACCAAUAGUCUCUCCCUCUCUCUGUUGUUUUUCUGGACUUCAAUGGGUCAAAUCUCGUGAACUUCGAAGCCCAUAUUUUUUAAAUUUUGCUUCUUCUUCAAUCCACAGGUUUUCUGUGUUUUCAUGUGUCUGUUUUCUUUUAAAUUUGUCGUUUUUUGGGUUAUAAAAGUAUUUGUUUAAGCAUUUAAUUUGAACUGAAAGAUUCGUCUCUAUAUAAAAGUAGUAUUGUUUUGGGUUGAGCGAAAGAGGGUUAUACUUUUCAAAGGGUAUGAGUAUUUCGAUGUAUACGUAUGGGAAUGUGCUCAUGUUGACUGUUACUUGGUUUCUUUGUAAUAUAUACUAAAGGUAUGUUUUCUUAUUUCUCUUCUAUUUUCUGUUGUUUUAGUGUUUACAGGUGAAAAUGGGAAAUGGAGUUUUGAUUUUCUUUUUGUUUGAGGUCUUUGUCACAGUUGAAAGGUAAAAACUACAGCAUUGUUUUCUGCGCAAUUCGAAAAUCUUCAGUUAUAUUGAUAAAUUUUGAGUGAUGGAUGGGAGAAGGCAUUCAGUUGAUGUUCCCAUAUCGAAAACGCUGGUUGCACUAAGAAGAGUGAAGUCACUUAGGGAUCCAACCACGAAUUCAAUCAGCAAGUUCUCCACAAUGGUUGAUCAUUCAAGUAAUGCAAUUACUUUAGGAUUUGAAAAUAGACAAGAAGUAGGCUAUAAUGAGGAUAGCAGUGCCCUAGGGCAAAAUGGCUUUGUUUUGUAUGCCAACCGGGAGGAAUAUGCAGGGGAUCAGGAGCUUAACUGCAAUAUGGGGAAUUUCAAAUCGCAGUUGGUUUCGCCUCAAAUGGAACUUUGGAAUGGGAACGUCGAAAUGUCUAACAUAUGCCAACCAAAUGAGAUGGAAAGAGGAAAUAGAUCAUCAAGUAAAAGAUUAGGUCAUCCUUACAGGGAUCAAGGAAUGGCAAUGACUUGUACAACACCUUCCAACGCCUGGGAGGAGGGCAAUGGUUCCAGUAAAGAAUCAAAUGAAGGUGCAGUGCAGGCAAAAGAUGCAGUUUAUUAUGCAACAAAAAAGAAUUGCAAACAUAAAAAACAUACUAGAUCAUCUAGAACAACAGCUGGUGAUGUCUUGGGUCGUUUAGGUAGUCCCUACUUUUCUGUAAGUGAUGCUCCAAUCGAAAGCUCAAACCAUGUCAUUUCAUUGUAUGGUAAUGAAGAUGUUGACAAUGUGGAAUCUGAUCAUGGUGGAUGUGGAAUUAGCUCCUGCUGGUUAGGCACCCCAAAGUUUAGGGGAUCAAGUCCUCUUACACAUAUGGAAGAGCGUCCACUUCUGUCUGCAGGAAUAGGUGAGAGACUAUUAGCCUUACAAAGAAGAAGCUCGGCUCAAGAUAAUAAUGGAAUUGCUUCACAUUCAGAAAGUCCUAGAAAUCUCAGUCAAAAGUUCAGGCCAAAAUCAUUCAGUGAAAUGGUUGGACAGAAUGUGGUAUCAAGGUCUCUGUCGAAUGCAAUCUCUAGUGGGCGGAUAAAUCCAUUCUACCUGUUUCAUGGUCCUCGUGGUACGGGUAAAACAUGCGCAUCAAGAAUAUUUGCAGCUGCAUUAAAUUGUCUUUCUCCUGAUGCUGAGAGACCAUGUGGCCUCUGCAGGGAUUGCGUUCUCUAUUUCUCAGGAAGAAGCAGGGAUGUUAAAGAAGUAGAUUCAUUGAAAAUCAAUAAAAUGGAGAGAGUUAGAUUACUUGUCAAGAAUGCAUUGACACCUCCGGUUUCAUCCAAAUUUAAGAUUUUUAUAAUUGAUGAGUGCCACUUCUUGCGAGAGGAAACAUGGACAAGGAUUUUAAAUCACUUGGAAGAAUUGUCUCGGAAUGUGAUCUUCAUAAUGAUCACCCCUGACCUUGAUAAGCUGCCUCGAAGUGCUGUAUCCCUGUCCCAGAAAUAUCAUUUUUCCAAAAUAAAAGAAGUAGAUAUUUCUAACAGGUUACAUGAAAUUUGUGAGGAUGAAGGAAUCGAUUUUAACCAGGACGCUUUGGAUUUCAUUGCUUGUAAAUCAAAUGGUUCACUUCGAGAUGGAGAGAUAAUGCUUGAGCAGCUAAGUUUGCUUGGGAAAAGAAUAACGAUGCCUUUAGUCUAUGAGCUAAUUGGAGCUGUAUCUGAUGAUGAACUGCUGGAGUUGCUUCAUCUGGCAUUGUCAUCUGACACUUCAAAUACAGUUAAAAGAGCCAGAGAGCUAAUGAGAUCAAGAAUAGAUCCCAUGCAAUUGGUGUCACAGCUGGCUAAUCUAAUAAUGGACAUUCUUGCUGGAAAAUGUCAGAGAAGUACUUGUGAAGUCAAAGACAGGCUAUUCAGCGAACACAUUUCUGAAGCUGAGAAACAGCAACUUGGUCAUGCACUCAAAGUACUCUCUGAGACAGAAAAACAAUUGAGAAUGUCAAAAAAUCAAACAACAUGGCUGACUGCUGCACUUCUACAAUUAAGCUCAGCGGGUUCUUCAGUCGAUACCAAAGAUGGAAAUUCGUGCUUGAGAAUGAUAUACGAACAAGAUCCUGAUGGUCAUCCUUGUAGUACAUCAUCAACAAGUGAGAGUUUAAAGCACCUUACAAGUUGCGCUUGUGAAAGCAUGGAGUCUUGCAAAAGGGGAAUGCAGGAUGAUAAAGAAACUCUGGCUUCUAUAUGGUAUAAAACUACUGAAAUUUGUGAAUCCAAUUCCCUUGCAAACCUUUUGAGAAGAGGGAAGUUGUCAUCUAUUUGUCUUAAGCAAGGUUUGGCAAUUGCUGAACUGGAGUUCUAUUGCCCCAAAGACAUGUCAAAGGCUGAGAAAUUGUGGAAACCCAUUGCGAAUGCACUUAAGCGAACACUAUGUUGCAAUGUGGAGAUCAGAGUCAGUCUUGUACCCGGUUGGUUCCCAAAAAAGUAUUCCAGAGUGAAAAGGCUUUCUUAUAGACUUUUUAAUUGUUCAUUUGGUAAACCACAUUCCAAGAUGGAACGUAGAAUUGAUGCAUCGGAGAACUCUGAUUCUGCUUCUAAAAGAGUCAUAAUGGUGGAUAAAGUUGUUGAAACAUGUUCCUCUGAGUGUUUAUCUCAAAACUCUCAAAUAUGUUGUCAUGGUAGAGAAAUUAUGACCAUAAGAAACAGUGAUGGAAAUGCACUAAGCAUUGGAUCAGAUACACCUCAGAUAUUAUUAACAGAUGGUUCCCUGCAAACACAUCAGUUAGAAACAGAUUGUUUGAAAGAGAGAAGUACUUGCAGAUGCCGGGAUUUAUUUACCAUAGAGUCAGAGAAAAAACCAAGCUGUUUUCCUAGAACAGUAGGACUUCUAAAGAGAUCAAGGUCAUCGAAUGCUUCUCAUAUGACUUUUUCGAUUACCGAACCACAAAGCAAUUUGGUUUUAUCCAUUCCCUGCAAGACACCUUGUCAAAGCCACAAUCCUUGCAGCAGUUUAAAUAAUCGCUCUUCUGGGAAUCCAGAUCUUUCCAAGGAAUCAAGGUCGUAUUGGAGAACUGCUCUAUUACCCUUCAGGAAGGCUUUGCAGCUGAGACAUCAACAUGAAAAUCAACCCCAAGAAUGGAUUCUACCUUAUUCUGCUGCAAACUAGCAAUUGUCUAUAUAACAUAACUGUGAAAACAAAUGAUGGUGCAAGAUAACUUUGAUCCAUUUUCAUGAUUUAAGUAAGCAUUUUUAGUUACACUUAGCACUAACAGAAGUUCACCGACAUUUUCCUUCACAGUAUUCCUCUUCAGAGUAACUGUUGAAUUAACUGUGUAUAUACAGUCUGAGGGUAUCUUGGUCUCCUUCACUAUAUAUGUAUCAAAUUUAAGCUGUGGUUUCUGUGGUCUAUAAACUAAUGUCUAUUUGUUUUCUUGGCUCAUUUCAGUAAUAUCAAAUGAGUGGUCCAUUUA
This is a messenger RNA of Solanum dulcamara, 4096 nucleotides long. RefSeq names its product protein STICHEL-like 2. Gene Ontology annotation, cellular component: nucleus; DNA replication factor C complex; DNA polymerase III complex. The transcript has 8 exons. Gene Ontology annotation, biological process: DNA-templated DNA replication; DNA repair. Gene Ontology annotation, molecular function: DNA binding; DNA clamp loader activity; ATP binding. Lineage: Eukaryota; Viridiplantae; Streptophyta; Magnoliopsida; Solanales; Solanaceae. The record is from RefSeq and is a predicted model, not a curated record. Bases 748 to 3792 code for a protein of 1014 amino acids.